GGAUUAUGGGGGGCUGGAUGGGAGCAAUGCCCCUGAAUUCCUCGCAUGCCCGUUCAUUUGGAGUACCUUUGCCAUUAAUGCAAGGGGAUUGACUUUGCCAGUGUAGAUUUCAAACAUGCCAGUUUGAUUCAUCACUGGAAGUCAUUAUGAAAAGCAUUAGCAACAAGAGAGUCAACCUUUUUAUUUUGCAGUACUGCCCAGUGUUGUGCCUGUACACUACCCGUUUCAAUUAUCAAGAGUGUUAUCAGAUAAACUGCAGCCAUGUCAUCAGAUGCUGAGAUGGCAGCCUUCGGGCCAGCUGCCCCUUAUCUCCGAAAGUCAGAAAAGGAGAGGAUUGAGGCUCAGAAUAAGCCAUUCGAUGCCAGAACUGCAGUCUUUGUGGUGGACCCGAAGCAGUCCUUUGUGAAAGGCACUAUUCAGAGCAAGGAAACAGGGAAGGUCACAGUCAAAAAGGACGGUGGAGACACUGUGACAGUUAAGGAUGACCAAGUCUUUCCUAUGAACCCUCCCAAAUUUGAUAAGAUUGAAGACAUGGCCAUGAUGACCCAUCUCCAUGAACCUGCUGUCCUGUAUAACCUCAAAGAGCGUUAUGCAGCCUGGAUGAUCUAUACCUAUUCAGGACUCUUCUGUGUCACCGUCAACCCCUACAAGUGGUUGCCAGUGUACAACCCAGAAGUUGUUAAUGCCUACAGGGGCAAAAAGCGUCAAGAGGCCCCUCCCCACAUCUUCUCCAUCUCUGACAACGCGUAUCAGUUCAUGCUAACUGAUCGUGAGAAUCAGUCCAUCCUGAUCACUGGAGAAUCUGGUGCUGGAAAGACUGUGAACACGAAACGUGUCAUUCAGUAUUUUGCAACAAUUGCUGCAGCUUCCGAUAAGAAGAAAGAAGAACCACAGCAAACUGGCAAACUAAAGGGCACCCUUGAGGAUCAAAUCAUCAGUGCCAACCCCUUGCUGGAGGCCUUUGGGAAUGCCAAGACUGUGAGGAAUGACAACUCUUCACGUUUUGGUAAAUUCAUCAGAAUCCAUUUUGGUGCUACUGGCAAACUUGCUUCUGCAGACAUUGAGACAUAUCUGCUGGAAAAGUCCAGAGUCACUUUCCAGCUAAAAGCUGAAAGAAGCUACCACAUCUUUUAUCAGAUCAUGUCUAACAAGAAGCCAGAACUGAUUGAGAUGCUCCUGAUCACCACCAACCCCUACGACUAUCACUUUGUGAGUCAGGGUGAGAUCAGUGUUGCCAGCAUUAAUGAUCAGGAAGAGCUGAUGGCAACUGAUGAAGCCAUUGAAAUCCUGGGCUUUACUCCUGAAGAAAGAACAGCCAUUUACAAGCUGACAGGGGCUGUCAUGCAUUAUGGGAACAUGAAGUUCAAGCAGAAACAGCGUGAGGAGCAGGCUGAGCCAGACGGCACAGAAGUUGCUGACAAGGCUGCCUACCUCAUGAACCUCAAUUCAGCAGAUCUCCUGAAAGCUCUGUGCUUUCCUCGUGUCAAAGUCGGCAAUGAGUAUGUCACCAAAGGUCAAACUGUCCAGCAGGUGUACAAUAACGUGGGUGCUCUUGCAAAAGCAGUUUACGACAAGAUGUUCUUGUGGAUGGUGGUUCGUAUUAACCAGCAGCUGGAUACUAAGCAGUCCAGACAAUAUUUCAUUGGUGUCCUGGACAUCGCUGGCUUUGAGAUUUUCGAUUUCAACAGCUUAGAGCAGCUCUGUAUCAACUUCACCAAUGAGAAACUGCAACAGUUCUUCAACCACCACAUGUUUGUGCUGGAACAAGAGGAGUACAAGAAAGAAGGAAUUGAAUGGACUUUCAUAGACUUUGGCAUGGAUUUGGCUGCUUGCAUUGAACUUAUUGAGAAGCCCAUGGGCAUUUUCUCCAUCCUGGAAGAAGAGUGCAUGUUCCCCAAGGCAACAGACACUUCUUUCAAGAACAAGCUCUAUGAUCAACAUAUUGGCAAAUCUCCUAAUUUCCAGAAGCCCAAACCUGUCAAAGGCAAGGCUGAGGCUCACUUCGCUCUGGUGCAUUAUGCUGGCACUGUGGACUAUAACAUCAAUGGCUGGCUGGAGAAGAACAAGGACCCCCUGAAUGAUACAGUGGUGGGGCUUUACCAGAAGUCUUCUAUGAAGACUUUGGCUUUACUGUUUGCUGAUCGCCCUGCGGAUGCUGAGGGCAGCGGCAAGAAAGCUGCAAAGAAGAAGGGUUCCUCCUUCCAGACUGUCUCUGCUCUUUUCAGGGAGAACCUAAACAAAUUGAUGACCAAUCUGAGAAGCACUCACCCGCAUUUUGUGCGCUGCAUUAUUCCCAAUGAAACCAAAACACCAGGUGCAAUGGAUCACGAGCUUGUGCUGCACCAGCUGAGGUGUAAUGGAGUGUUGGAAGGCAUCCGUAUUUGCAGAAAAGGAUUCCCCAGCAGAAUCAUUUAUGGUGAUUUCAAACAGAGGUACAAGGUUUUAAAUGCCAGUGCCAUCCCAGAGGGACAGUUCAUUGACAGCAAGAAAGCUAGUGAGAAGCUUCUUGCAUCCAUUGAUAUUGACCACACCCAGUAUAAAUUUGGACAUACUAAGGUGUUUUUCAAAGCUGGUCUUUUGGGUCUUCUAGAAGAGAUGAGAGAUGACAAGUUGGCUCAGCUGAUAACACGUACACAGGCUAUGUGUCGUGGGUUCUUAGCAAGAGUAGAAUACCAGAAAAUGUUGGAAAGAAGAGAAGCCAUCUUUAGUAUUCAAUACAACAUCCGUUCCUUCAUGAAUGUCAAGCAUUGGCCAUGGAUGAAGUUGUACUUUAAGAUAAAGCCUUUGUUGAAGAGCGCCGAGGCAGAGAAAGAGAUGGCCACAAUGAAAGAAGAGUUUGCAAAAACGAAGGAUGAACUUGCAAAGUCAGAGGCCAAGCGGAAACAGCUGGAAGAAAAACUGGUGUCUCUGAUGCAAGAGAAGAAUGAUCUGCAGCUCCAAGUCCAGUCUGAAUCUGAUGCUGUGGCAGAUGCUGAGGAGAGAUGCGACCAGCUGAUCAAAACCAAGAUCCAGCUGGAAGCUAAAAUUAAGGAACUGACUGAACGGGCAGAAGAUGAAGAGGAAAUGAAUGCUGAGCUGACAGCCAAAAAGAGGAAACUGGAGGAUGAGUGCUCAGAACUGAAGAAAGACAUUGAUGACCUUGAGCUGACUCUGGCCAAGGUUGAAAAGGAGAAGCAUGCCACAGAAAACAAGGUCAAAAACGAAAUCAGUGAGCGUCUGGAGGAAGCUGGUGGGGCAACAGCAGCUCAGAUUGAGAUGAACAAGAAGCGUGAGGCUGAAUUCCAGAAAAUGCGCCGCGACCUUGAAGAGGCCACUCUGCAGCAUGAAGCCACUGCCGCUGCCCUUCGCAAGAAGCACGCAGACAGUGUAGCUGAACUUGGGGAACAAAUCGAUAACCUUCAGCGAGUGAAACAGAAGCUGGAGAAAGAGAAGAGUGAGCUGAAGAUGGAGAUUGAUGACCUUGCUAGCAACAUGGAGUCUGUCUCCAAAUCAAAGGCCAAUCUUGAAAAAAUGUGCCGCACCCUGGAAGACCAGCUUAGUGAGUUUAAAACAAAGGACGAAGAGCAUCAGCGUACGAUUAAUGACCUGAAUGCUCAAAGAGGUCGCCUACAGACUGAAGCAGGUGAAUACUCGCGACAGGUAGAUGAAAGGGACAGUUUGAUCUCCCAGCUUUCCAGAGGCAAGCAAGCUUUUACUCAACAAGUUGAAGAACUGAAGAGACAACUUGAGGAAGAGAUAAAGGCAAAGAAUGCACUGGCCCAUGGCUUGCAGUCUGCUCGUCAUGAUUGUGACCUGCUCCGAGAGCAAUAUGAAGAGGAGCAGGAAGCCAAGGCUGAGCUGCAACGUGCCAUGUCCAAGGCCAACAGUGAAGUGGCCCAGUGGAGAACCAAGUAUGAGACGGAUGCCAUUCAAAGGACUGAAGAACUGGAAGAGGCCAAGAAAAAGCUUGCCCAGCGUCUCCAGGAAGCUGAAGAACAUGUUGAAGCUGUGAAUUCCAAAUGUGCUUCUCUUGAGAAGACAAAACAGAGGUUGCAGAAUGAAGUGGAGGACCUGAUGAUUGAUGUGGAAAGGUCCAAUGCAGCCUGCGCAGCUCUAGACAAGAAGCAGAAGAACUUUGAUAAGAUUCUGGCUGACUGGAAGCAAAAAUAUGAGGAAACUCAGUCUGAACUGGAAGCUGCCCAGAAGGAGUCUCGCUCUCUCAGCACAGAGCUCUUUAAGAUGAAGAAUGCUUAUGAGGAAUCAUUGGACCACCUGGAAACUCUGAAGCGAGAGAACAAGAAUCUCCAACGUAAGGCCAUCAUCUUUACACAGGCAUUCAGCAGAGCUGGUCCAUAUUUCUACCCUAAUGGAUUAAAAAAACAGAGUAUAUACAGACUUCCACCAUGUGUCCUCUUAUUCUUUGCUUUCAAGGCCUCACUAGAACAUGAGGAAGGGAAGAUCCUCCGCAUCCAGCUAGAGCUCACCCAGGUGAAGGCUGAGAUUGACAGAAGAAUUGCAGAGAAGGAUGAAGAGAUUGAUCAGCUGAAGAGGAAUCACUUGAGGGUGGUAGAAACCAUGCAGAGCACACUGGAUGCUGAGAUCAGGAGCAGAAAUGAGGCUAUGCGGCUCAAGAAGAAGAUGGAGGGGGAUCUGAAUGAAAUGGAAAUCCAGCUGAGCCAUGCCAACCGCCAAGCUGCUGAGGCCAUGAAGAACCUCAGGAACACACAAGGACUGUUAAAAGACACACAACUACAUUUGGAUGAUGCCCUCCGUGGUCAAGAAGAUCUAAAAGAGCAGUUGGCCAUGGUGGAGCGCAGGGCUAACCUGAUGCAAGCUGAGAUAGAGGAACUCCGGGCAGCUCUGGAACAGACAGAGAGGGGCAGGAAAGUGGCUGAACAGGAACUGCUGGACGCCAGCGAGCGUGUGCAGCUCCUCCACACACAGAAUACCAGCUUGAUCAACACCAAGAAGAAAUUGGAAACAGAUAUAGCCCAAAUCCAAAGUGAAAUGGACGAGAUAAUUCAGGAAGCACGCAAUGCAGAAGAAAAGGCCAAGAAGGCCAUCACUGAUGCAGCCAUGAUGGCAGAGGAAUUAAAGAAGGAGCAAGACACCAGUGCUCACCUAGAGAGGAUGAAGAAGAACCUGGACCAGACUGUGAAGGACCUGCAGCACCGUCUUGAUGAAGCAGAGCAGCUGGCACUGAAAGGAGGGAAGAAACAGAUCCAGAAACUGGAGGCCAGGGUUCGUGAGCUGGAAUCUGAGUGUGAGAAUGAGCAAAAGCGGAGUGCUGAAGCUAUCAAAGGUGUGCGGAAGUAUGAGAGAAGAGUAAAGGAAAUGACCUAUCAGGCUGAGGAAGAUCGAAAGAAUAUUCUGAGGCUCCAGGAUCUGGUGGAUAAACUACAACUCAAAGUAAAAGCAUACAAGCGACAAUCUGAGGAGGCUGAGGAACUAUCCAAUACAAAUCUCUCCAAGUUCCGCAAGAUUCAGCAUGAGCUGGAAGAGGCCGAAGAGCGGGCCGACAUUGCUGAGUCCCAAGUGAACAAGCUCCGGGCGAAGACCCGAGAAGUGCAUAAGAAGGUUAUUGUGAGUGAAGAAUAAGGUCCUCAAGAAGCUGCAAAGUGACUCAAGAGAAGCGCAAAAUGUGAAGCUCUUGGUCACUUCUUGUAACUACUGUCCAUUUUCCCUUAGUGUUUAGAAAAUAAAGGCUAUAGAGAAUGUUGCACAUUGAAAA
This is a messenger RNA of Pogona vitticeps (central bearded dragon), 5710 nucleotides long. NCBI's taxonomy places the organism in Eukaryota, Metazoa, Chordata, Lepidosauria, Squamata, Agamidae. The record is from RefSeq and is a predicted model, not a curated record.